GAGGUGCAGCUGCUGGAGCUGUUCCAGCGGGGGCAGGACGAGACCACCCCCUUCACCUUCUACAAGACCUUCGGGGGCAGCACCCACACCUUCGAGGCCGCCGCCUUCCCCGGGCUCUUCCUCAGCACCUCCUGGGGGUCCGGGGAGCCCCUGGGCCUGGAGGGGCCCCCCAAG
Chaetura pelagica (chimney swift) is the source of this 174-nucleotide messenger RNA. Its product is annotated as interleukin-36 receptor antagonist protein-like. The record is from RefSeq and is a predicted model, not a curated record. The transcript has a single exon. Gene Ontology annotation, molecular function: cytokine activity. Gene Ontology annotation, biological process: inflammatory response to antigenic stimulus; cytokine-mediated signaling pathway; positive regulation of gene expression. Lineage: Eukaryota; Metazoa; Chordata; Aves; Apodiformes; Apodidae. The annotation marks the transcript as partial.